Sebastes umbrosus (honeycomb rockfish) is the source of this 1640-nucleotide messenger RNA. RefSeq names its product claudin-4-like. Gene Ontology annotation, cellular component: plasma membrane; bicellular tight junction. Bases 389 to 1021 code for a protein of 210 amino acids. Gene Ontology annotation, biological process: bicellular tight junction assembly; cell adhesion. The transcript is spliced from 2 exons. The record is from RefSeq and is a predicted model, not a curated record. Gene Ontology annotation, molecular function: structural molecule activity. Lineage: Eukaryota; Metazoa; Chordata; Actinopteri; Perciformes; Sebastidae.
CACAGAGGUGUCUGUGGGUCAGGAUCAUAUACAGUCUAUGGUCAGGAGAGGUCGUUUUGAUGGCCGCCACACAGCUGAUUUACAUGCCGGUAACCCUCCAGCACACACUUUAUUAUUCUGUAGUUUAAACUUAAUAGUUAAUUUACUCCUCAAGCUCUGCUGGGGCACCAGAGGGCCUCUUUGUGGGAGAGAAACACCUCUGAACUCAAAGGCAGCAUGAUGGAUGUGUAUAUCUGAGCACUGAAGCCAAAGCCCACCCAGAGGAGGGGGCUGCUUGGGGGCAUCUGUGGGUCAUAUAAAACUUCCCCGCGGUGAGAGAGCUUUUAGUUGGCAGCCCAGUGAAGACCUGAGACAGAGCAAGAAACAGAAGGAGUACCACCAAACGGCAAUGGCAUCUUUAGGGCUGCAGAUCCUGGGCGUCGGGCUAGCGGUGCUUGGGUGGAUUGGAAACAUACUGAUCUGCAUGCUGCCCCUGUGGAAGGUGUCUGCAUUCAUUGGGAACAACAUCGUUGUGGCUCAGACCAUGUGGGAAGGACUGUGGAUGACCUGCGUGGUGCAGAGCACCGGCCAGAUGCAGUGCAAGGUCUACGACUCCCUGCUGGCCCUGCCUCCGGACCUCCAGGCGGCUCGGGCCAUGGUGGUCAUCGCCAUCCUGUUCUCGCUGUUCGGCCUGCUGCUCUCUGUGGUCGGAGGCAAAUGCACCACCUGCGUUGGGGACAAGGUCGCCAAAGCCAGGGUGGCCAUCUCCGCGGGUGUUUUCUUCGUCCUGAGUGGGGCUCUGUGUCUGGUGACCGUGUCUCUUCCUGCUAACACCAUCAUAAAGGACUUCUACAACCCCAUGGUUCCUGACGCCCAGAGGAGGGAGCUGGGAGCGUGUUUGUACAUGGGCUGGGGAGCAUCGGGACUGCUGCUGAUCGGUGGCGCUCUUCUCUGCUGUCAGUGCCCGUCAGGAGGAGAUCGCUAUAAUGGAGCGAAGUACUCCGCGCCUAAAUCCACAACGCCCGGCAAGGAAUUUGUCUGAGUCGCUGCUUUACAUGAGAGGCAGCGUCGGACUUAACUUACAGCACAAACCUGUUCAAGUUGUGAUUUGCAUUGUGACUAACUUUUUGUUGUUUUUGACUUACACAUUGUGGCCUUUUGUUUAAUGCAACAUGGACUUAAGCUUCAUUCAUUGCUUUUUACAUUGUUUUGUGUAAUAAUUUCAGUAUUAAUUCAAUUUCAGACUCUCCUGAUGUUUUUAUUUUCAUCUUUUUUGCAACAUAAGCACUUCAGAAAGACCCAUGUACUGUAUUUGUCAUGUGAUUUGUUUUUAAUUUAGUUUUUCAUUCAAAUAAACAGAUUUUUUUUGUCAACAAUGUUUUUUUUUAUAUGCCCAAUCCAGUGGAACAUAAAGUACAUUUACUUAAGUAUACAUUUUGUGGUACUUUCCUUGUGAGCUAUUAUUCUGUUACAUUUCAGAGAGAAAUAUUGCACAUUUUACUUAUUAUUUGACUGCUAUAGUUACUAUUUACUUUAAAGAUUAAUAUUUUACACACAAAACAUGCUGCAGUGUUAUAGAUUAAACUACCUAACAGUAGGGUCUAAAGACAGUAUGAGUUGUAUUGCCCCUUGUGGUUUGUGGUAUUGGGCUAUAUGAAAAU